This is a messenger RNA of Beta vulgaris subsp. vulgaris (sugar beet), 1113 nucleotides long. RefSeq lists its product as uncharacterized. The transcript is spliced from 3 exons. Gene Ontology annotation, molecular function: DNA helicase activity. Gene Ontology annotation, biological process: DNA repair; telomere maintenance. The record is from RefSeq and is a predicted model, not a curated record. NCBI's taxonomy places the organism in Eukaryota, Viridiplantae, Streptophyta, Magnoliopsida, Caryophyllales, Amaranthaceae. The coding region runs from base 1 to 1113 and encodes 370 amino acids.
AUGUAUUACGACUACCGUUACAUAUCUGCUUGUGAGGCAGUGUGGAGGAUAUAUGGAUUUCCUAUUCACCAUCGAACCCCUGCUGUUGAGAGAUUGAGUUUCCAUCUACCUAGGGAGCAAACUGUCGUCUACAGUGACCAGAUGGAUGUAGGAGAUGUACUUGAAAGACCUAAUGUUGAUAGCACAAAGUUUUUAUCGUGGAUGGAAUGCAACCAAAAGUAUGAAGAAGCAAGAAAGUUAACUUAUGUAGAGUUCCCCAUGAAAUUUGUUUGGAAACAACCUACGCGAGAAUGGGCACCUAGGUCGAAAGGGUUCUCACUUGGCAGGGUAUACCAUGUCACUCCAGAUUCUGGUAAGAAAUACUAUCUAAGAACGCUCCUUAAUUUUGUCAAAGGUCUGACGUGCUACGAGGAUUUAAGAACCAUUGAUGGUUUAGUGUAUCCAACCUUCAAAGAAGCUUGCUACGCAAGGGGGCUGCUUGAUGACGAUAAGGAAUACAUAGACGCCAUAACAAAGGCAAGCUUUAGAGAAACGGGGCAUUAUCAACGGAAUCUGUUUUGCAUGUUACUUAUGUCUGGUAGCUUAUCUAAACCAGAAGACAUAUGGGAAAAGACAUGGCACCUACUAUCUGAUGACAUUCUAUAUAAACAACGUCGUAUUCAUAAAAAUAAAGAUUUAACUCUAACUGAUGAACAAAUUCAAGCUUUUGCACUGGCAGAUAUUGAAGCUAAACUACAAAGUAAUGGCAGUAGCCUUCAAAAAUUCAGUGAGAUGCCUUUUCCAGAUGAAUUAGUCGUGUUUGAAGGUCAAAAUAAGCUAAUAGCGGAUGAGCUUUCAUAUGACAUACCCUCAUUAAUUCAGGAUUAUGACAAACUGUUUCCAUGUCUAACUGAAGAACAACUAAUGGUUUUCAACGAAAUAAUGGACUCUAUUAAUGGUCAAUCAGGAGGUGUCUUUUUUGUAUACGGAUAUGGAGGCACGGGUAAAACAUACAUUUGGAGGACAUUGUGUGCUGCAAUUAGGAAGAUGAGUGAAAUUGUUUUGCCUGUGGCAUCAAGUGGAAUUGCGUCCCUACUUCUUCCAAAAGGUCGAACCGCCCAUUCAAGGUAUUAG